AUGGCAGAUACGGCGGCGCUGACGGAAGAAGUAUGCACCUGCCGCGAUGGGGAGCUGCAGCAGCCGCCCGCCAAGGAGCGUCCGCCGGCGCACGAAGUAGCAUCUGCUGCGAUGUCCGAGCCACAGAGUGACGCGCCGCCGCAGCAGCCGCAGCCGCAGCAACUGGGGGCCAGGCAGAGCCCCUACGGAGGGCGUAAGCGCAUCGAGGGCAGACCGGCGCAGGCGCCGCGGAGUCGGGCACCGUCGCCGGCAGUUGCCGUGCCGCGACUCUUGCGGGUGUCAAGGAGCGGCAGGGGGUCGGCGUUGGAGCGGCAGAGGGCGAGGGCCGCCUCGGAAGGGACGCAGGAGAAUGGGCUGGGCAAGUGGUCGGCGCCGCCGCGGCUGCAACGUCUGCGCGGGGCCUCAGCGAAGAGUGGAGGUCGCCCCUACGGUGAGGGGAUGCAUGGCGCCUACGGAAAGCUUAUUCGCGACGCGGCGAGGGAGCUGGCGCUGCGGCUCCCCAAAGGCCGGCGAUCGCCGGAGGCCGUGUUGCCGUCCAGCUCCCCGCACAAGGUUGCGAGCAGCCGCCCACGCACAAGCUCCCCUGCCACCCCCUCCCCCCAUCCUCCUGCUGCCAUUCCGUCCUCGGCCCAUGCGGGGGACACUGCCUCGCGCGAGCGGUGGCAGCCGAAUGUAGCCGCGGACAGAGAGAACUCCGAGAACGGCGGCAAAGCCGUGGCGACGGGUAGCCUGAACGGGGCGAGGCAGGGCUCCAUGUCCGUCUGCGGUUAUCGGCGCGUGGUGCACCAGCAGGGGCCCCUUGCACGGGAGAGCGAGUGCGUCGUUGCCCCGGCCGCCGAGCCGAAGGCGCAGACGGCGGGUAAUGGUCGGUUGAUAGCCUUUCACGACGUGUUUUGGCGGCGCGAGCGCGAGUACCGGUGGGCCCUGCCGAAUGGGGAGGCUCGGGCUGCCGCGGCGCCGUGUGUUCCGCAGCUGGUCAUGAAGGCACCGGAGCUGCCCGCGGCGCUGGAGCUAGCCCUCGUUGACCGCUACCUCGCGGUGCUCAUGGCGUGCCCGCACGCGGAGGUGGACCGUGUCGUCGCGGCGCUCGUGCCGCAGGAGCAGGCCGAGGUGGCGCAGUACCUGCGGCAGACGUACGGCUGCCGCCGCCACUCCAGCACGCGGGCCUCCCAGUCGGGCCGGGCAACGCAGCGGCCGAGCACCGAGCGGGAUGAGUGGCUGAUGACGCACCGGCGGCACGGGCGCGGCAGCACCGUUGCCCUGCUGCACUCCCCCGCCACGGCGAGUGACGCAAACGCGCCCGCCAAGCCGAUCCCAAAGGGGAUGCGGCAGUUUUUGAAGCGCUUCUCGCGGGAGGCGUGCAUGACGUUCAUGGACGAGGCGUGUGCGGCGUGCGCGCGGCGGCGGGAGCGGGCGCGGGUGGAGCAGCCGCAGGAGGUGCAGGCGCGGGGCGUGCCGAUCCCCGCGGACGUCCUGAAGCCCCUCUACGCGCAGGUUUUGCGCCAGCUGCUCUUCCAGCUGCUUGGGUGGAGCGAAACGGAGGCCGCGCGGGUGGUGCCGGCGGUGGUGCGGCAGGUCAAUCACUACCUCGCCUCCUCGCGUCACACCGUGGUCCUGCAGAUGUGA
Trypanosoma conorhini is the source of this 1626-nucleotide messenger RNA. RefSeq lists its product as uncharacterized. NCBI's taxonomy places the organism in Eukaryota, Euglenozoa, Kinetoplastea, Trypanosomatida, Trypanosomatidae. Bases 1 to 1626 code for a protein of 541 amino acids. The record is from RefSeq and is a predicted model, not a curated record. The transcript has a single exon.